UGGAGCUGUCUGACGUCCCUCUGCGUCCCUCAGGAGCACCGCGGCCUUCUGUCGGUUCGAUACCCCAUGGAGCACGGAAUCGUGAAGGACUGGAACGACAUGGAGAGGAUCUGGCAGUACGUUUACUCCAAGGAGCAGCUGCAGACCUUCAGUGAGGAGCAUCCUGUCCUCCUCACAGAGGCUCCUCUGAAUCCCAGUAUGAAUCGUGAAAAAGCAGCAGAGAUUUUCUUCGAGACCUUCAACGUUCCCGCGCUCUUCAUCUCCAUGCAGGCCGUCCUCAGCCUUUAUGCGACGGGCCGGACCACCGGAGUGGUUCUGGACUCGGGCGACGGGGUGACCCACGUGGUCCCGAUCUACGAAGGAUUCGCCAUCCCUCACUCCAUCAUGAGGGUGGACAUCGCCGGCAGAGACGUGUCGCGGUAUCUCCGCCUGCUGCUGCGCAAAGAGGGGUACAACUUCAACACCUCGGCCGAGUUCGAGGUGGUGCGCACCGUCAAGGAGGUGAGAGGUCAUGGUGUAUGCACCGUUUAG
This is a messenger RNA of Notothenia coriiceps (black rockcod), 531 nucleotides long. Its product is annotated as beta-centractin-like. The record is from RefSeq and is a predicted model, not a curated record. The transcript is spliced from 3 exons. The coding region runs from base 67 to 531 and encodes 154 amino acids. NCBI's taxonomy places the organism in Eukaryota, Metazoa, Chordata, Actinopteri, Perciformes, Nototheniidae.